CACAGGCCCCCAGUCGAGCCUCGUGCCUUGCUCAGCCGCCGUCGUCGCUCUCCAGUCAUCGUCCCCCCGCGCGUGUACGUGUGUGUGACUCGAGCCGAAAAGUUUUGUUGUUUUGGGGCGUGAUCAAAGCGUCUCUCCACCACACGUCAGGAUGGCGAGCGACGGCACGGCGACCGAUUGGCCCUACAUCCAGGGGGUGCCCAUCUACACCCCCUUCAUCGGCGUCAUGGGCGCCGCCGCCUCCAUCACGCUGAGCUCGUGGGGCGCGUGCUAUGGCACCGCCAAGUCCGGGGCGGCCAUCGCGGCCGUGGGCGUGCACAAGCCCGAGCUCGUCAUGAAGAGUAUCAUCCCCGUGGUCAUGGCCGGUAUCGUCGCCAUCUACGGGCUGGUCGUGUCCAUCCUCAUCAUCACAAACCUCAAGGCGCCUCCGGAAUACACCCUCUUCGUGGCACUGCUGCACUUUGGGGCCGGAGUGACGGUGGGCGGCGCGGGCGCGGCGGCCGGCUACGCCAUCGGGGUCGUCGGUGACUACGGCGUGCGGUACAACGCGCGGGAGGGCCGCCUCUUCAUCACCAUGAUCCUCAUCCUCAUCUUCGCUGAGGUUCUAGGGCUGUAUGGCCUCAUCCUGGCGGUUUUCAUGUACGCCAACAGCACGUAGACGACGUCUGGAGUCAUCUUUGCAGGUGUUUCAGUGUACUCAUAAUGCAGAGGCAAGAACUUGAUCAAAGUUGUGUAAUCAUACUUGUGUAAAUUUUAUCCCUAGUCUAUGUAUAAAUUGUUAACAUACCUUC
Frankliniella occidentalis (western flower thrips) is the source of this 791-nucleotide messenger RNA. Its product is annotated as V-type proton ATPase 16 kDa proteolipid subunit c-like. Gene Ontology annotation, cellular component: proton-transporting V-type ATPase, V0 domain. Gene Ontology annotation, biological process: proton transmembrane transport. Gene Ontology annotation, molecular function: proton-transporting ATPase activity, rotational mechanism. The coding region runs from base 152 to 658 and encodes 168 amino acids. Lineage: Eukaryota; Metazoa; Arthropoda; Insecta; Thysanoptera; Thripidae. The record is from RefSeq and is a predicted model, not a curated record. The transcript has 3 exons.